AUGCUUCAACAGUUUACCACCAAUAGCUUCGAGCUCUAUUUAAGAACAUGGCCAAGAUCGUCGGCGUUUAGAAGACCAGAACGGCAUGAGAAAGCCCCAGCAACGAAAAGUUUCAUGAUCGAUGAUAUUUUGAAGAGGGUGGAACCGGCAAAAAAGAGCAAGGAAUAUAGUGAGCUCUGUAAGUAAAUCGAAGUCUUGUCUAGUUACAACUUUUCAGACUCCAAGUUACUUCGUGUCCCGUUUUAAGUUGUUUGUAAGUGUUGCGUGGCAAAUCGUAAAGAAGUGAAUGAUGCACAUUAGCCGGCUUUAGUGUUUUAUCGCCGAGAUUCAUUUGCUGAUUUGGUUUCUUUUUGAAUGGAGUUACACGAUUUUUGUCGUUUGCUUGUAACAUGUUGAAAAUUAAGCCGUUUUAUUGUUUGGCAACAAAUUUGUUAAACUGCCGACGUCUUCUUGUUCAAUUCACAAAUCGACGUCAUUUAAUAAAAUUUGCUGUGGUUGCCGACCCACUUAGCAAACAGGAAAAACGACAAGCAACACAGGAAAGUAUCCUGAAUCCUUCAAUUAAGAGGUUUCACUUCAAAAUAUGGAAGUUCAAGAUUAUAAGGGUAAGAGAAAACAAAAUGCCACCCUUUUGGAAGUCAGUUGGUUGCAAUCAAGUUGGUAAAUUUAGUCUAGAGAAGACAAGGCGGGGUUACGGCUUUAAAACAGUCUAUAGUGCCACCAACAUUGAGUUAUAGUGAACUUGAAAUUCCAACGAAAGUGUUUUUAUCAGUGGAAAUUUCCUAUAAAGAUUAGUCUGGCCUUGCGUUGAGUUACCAAUACAUCAAAAUUGUUACAAGCCGUGUCGUUGUCUAAGGACGGCCAUUGUCAUUGUAUUUGAGAAAAAUGGAUUGUCGCUAUUUCUGUUAAUAACUCCUUGGUUCUCGCUCUUGAAAGCAGGUAUAGCGAAACCAUAAGUGAAUCCCGCAGAACAAAUCAUGCCACUCCGGGAAAAACGUUUUCAGAACUCAGUUAUAGAGUUGCAAGUUAGGCGGGUGGAAGGUAGCGGGGAACAGAGGCAGCAAACGAUGAAGUUCGAGGAUCCAUUGUGUUUCAAAACUCUUUAUGAAAACAUCAUCAUCUUUUUCAAGUCACACCUACCUCGAAAACUUCUUCUGGCGAACUGUUUAUCAGCUUCAAAGUAUUUCUAAUAAAAUUAUUCCUUGACGGAAGUCUAUGAAUAAAAUUUUCAACCUAUCGUACAAGAAUUUAAUGUAAGAAUUUUAAUUUUCGCAGCAUACAUCUGGAGUGGUCACAUGCCAACUUUUUCUCUAUAUCAAGCUAAUAUGGACAAGCUAGACGCCUGUAAGUAUAAACCUCACGCUUUGACUUUUUUAGGGAAGAGUGAAAAUCCCGGGGUGGGGGGUACUCCCUUAUAUAAGCCUUAUAUGUAUGUGCCGCCCCAAAGGGGAGGGUUCUUGGGUCGUUUUGGUCUGAAAACGGGUAAAGACUUUGCCCACUUGGGUCUGGAAUCGGGUACGGUUCUCGAGGGAACUUGUAGGAGUGCAUGAACGUGUUCAUCGUUUCAGUUCCACGGAGGUAGAAAGAAAGAGAUAUAUAUGAGAACGUGAAAUCUUUUCCGUUCUUGUUCUAAUCAAGGCAAUGAUGAAAUAAUUCCUUAGACGCCAAGUCUGAAAACAGGUGUGGAUUUUAGAGGCCAGGUCUGAAGAGGGGUGUGAAAAAUUACAUUUUUUGGUCUGAAAUAGGGUCAAGAUUUGGAGAACCGGGUUGCACACCCCACCAAUAAUUCCCAGGAGUGCCUCCCCGGGGAAAAUCUUAACCGUUUAGGGGUUUUAUUGGGUUAAAGACUGGUUCACUCAACAGAAGUACUCGUGAACUCAAGAAGUAUAGGGAAUGAUCUAACAGAAACCCGUGGCUUGUGUUUACUAUUUGUAGCCCAAGCGGGCAGGUUUAUUAGAUAUUAGGCGUUUAAAUAAUGGUAAUGGGACUGAGUGGAGUCCAAUUAAGGGUCUGUAAUUAUAGGAGUGAUUAACAAAAUCAGACGACCGCGUAGCGGGGAUCCGAUUUGCUAACACACGAGUAUGAUUACAGACCGAAUUGGACGACACAAAGUAAUCAUAACAAUUACAAUUUCCAAUAAAACAAAUGGAUCCCCUUUUGUGAAUGAGCUUUUAAUACCAAUUAUCCAAAAUUACGAAAAAUAUCACUGGUAGACACAGUCUAAUGUUACGAAUUCGUCCAUUUUGGAAAAACCCCAGUUUGGUAGGUCAAGUGGUUGUUGCUAUGGUUAUUAUGAUAUAAAUUCCGUGAUUGAUGGAUUUAGCUGAGUGCACUCCAUAUGAUUGGCUGAUAUAACUGUCGGGUUUACAGGUAUUCGAUUACAGUCAACUGUUCGAUUACACUGUCUGAUUUCAACUCCACACAAUAAUUAGUGAAAAAUAAUUUUAACGUUUUUUUCAGGAUUUUAAUAAAGCAGUUAAUGCACCAAUCAAAUUUGAGGAAAUUGUAAUGGUUGUGGUUCAUGAAAGAGAGAAUCGUUUAUUCUCAUAACUGUAACAAACUCCACAUAAUAAUAAGCUAGGCUUCAGGCGAACAUAUCACCACAGCAGACUAUAUAUCCAGUAGGCCAUCCACUGAUACAUCUAAGCCGCUUAGAGAUCAGGGGCCUGUUUCUCGAAAGUCCCGAUAAUUAACGGGCCCGGUAAGCUGUUACCGUUUACAUUAAAGAUCGAGGUUUCAAUGGUUUUGCAUCUAACAUGAUAAAACUAUCAGUUAAUGAAACAAAAUGGAGUUGUUUCUAGCCAGGACCCGCGCUCUUAUUCUUUAUGUUUCGAUUUGAAUAAUUGAUUUCGGGCCCGAAAAGUUACCGGGACUUUCGAGAAACGGGCCCCUGAUCCUUAGUUUGAAUCUGACACUCAACAGCCAGGGUGUAAUGCGCAGACUCUUGUCAAACAAAAAACCAAAAAAUAAUUGAAAUGAUUUUGCUCUAUUUUACUAUUUCCUAUUAUUAUGGGGCAACUGUCAUGAGGGGCGUAUUAGACAAGAGGCUUUUAUUUGAGAGGGCGUCUAUUAGAUAAUUUACGGCUGCACCGUAAUUUUUAGGGAGUUAUUAUAACUCCAAAAAUGGAGUAAAAAUUUUAGGUACAGGAUAACCCCAUUUUUGGGGUUAUUUUAACUCCUAAUUUAACUCCGAAUUUGGGGUCAUUUUUACUCCUGAAAGAGAGUUCUUUUUACUCCCACUCUGGAGUUAAAAUUACUCCGAAAUGGGGUUAUUUGUACUCCUUACAUGGGUUGUUUUUACUCUUUUUGGAGUUAAUUUAACUCUGAAAGUGGAGUAAAAAUUUUAGGUACAGGAUAACUCCGUUUUUGGGGUUAUUUUAACUCCUCAAUAUCUGGGGUCACUUUUACUCCUGAAAAAGAGUUCUUUAAACUCCUUUUUGGAGUUAAAGUAACUCCACGAAAAAUAACUCCACUGUAAGGAGUUAAAUUAGCCCCACUAGAGGAGUUAUUAUAACUCCCUGAAAAUUACAGUGUGAAGCUCGUGAAUUUUUAUACGUCCAACCUAACUGCAUCUACCCCUCGUGAUAAGAAAAAAGGAUCAACAUAAAAGCUUGGCAGUUCCUGAAAACGAGGCAAAAACGGCUAUUGAAAGAACAUUAUGGUAUUUUAGGAAAAAAAAUUUAAAAACCCCGUUUUUUACAUGACAUGUAUUUCUGUAUUUAGAUGCAACACAACAAGCAAGUCAGAGGAAAACUGAGGUGGUAUGCCCAAUACCGAAGUAUUUUCGCGCCUUUCUGCACGAUAGCCGGCGUUUCCGCAGAACACGCACAGUCUUCACGCGUGCGCAGCUUCACGAACUGGAAGAAAGAUUUGAACGCGAAAAAUAUCUGUCUACCCACGGAAGGAAGGACUUUGCACGACAACUAAAACUCACGCCGUUGCAAGUGAAGACGUGGUUUCAGAACCGGCGAAUGAAAUGGAAAAAGGAAAUGUUGAGGAAAGACCCGAAUGCUGUAACAACGCGAGCGAAGGGUCGUCCCAAAAAGGACGAAUUCUGA
Porites evermanni is the source of this 4058-nucleotide messenger RNA. Lineage: Eukaryota; Metazoa; Cnidaria; Anthozoa; Scleractinia; Poritidae. The record is from the annotation of a GenBank genome assembly.